Molecule: messenger RNA, 1758 nt
Organism: Paramecium sonneborni
Lineage: Eukaryota; Ciliophora; Oligohymenophorea; Peniculida; Parameciidae
Source: the annotation of a GenBank genome assembly
AUGGGAGUUUGUACUUCUUCAUCAUAAGCAAAUAAUUAGAAAUAAAAAAAACUAAAAGCAGAAACAAAAGCGAAUCAAUAAAUCUCCUUGGUUUAUGAUUAAAAGACGAAUACAAAAUAAAACCCAGAGUAAAUUUAGAAUUAAAAAACAAUUACUUCUCAAAGGAAACUUUCUCCGAAUUAAACCACUACUUCAAAGUAAUAAAUUUAAGCUAAAAAUGGUACAAUGAUCAUUAGAAGAUCUUCUCAUGCUACUACAAUGACAACAAAGACAAUGAUUGUUUAGCCGUCUUAGGUGUAAGAAUAAUAAAAAACUGGAUAAUAAUUAAAUCCUCCUUUUAAAAGAAAUAGUUUAAGAUAAGGAACUAAGACUCAGUUAGUAUCUGCUUCUAAAAACUAUUCAAUUGUAUCGACUAAAAAUCUUGGUAUAUAAGACUUUAUAUAUUGAAGAUAAUCAAGGCAAAACGGUAAUGCAGCAUAAUGAAACAGGCCAAUUGGUAUAAGUUGAGAUUCUUAAAUUUGACAAUAAGAAUCAUUAAUACAUUGAUAAAUUAGGAGAAAUACAUAUAGUAAGUAAAUAAAUAACAUAGAAUAAUAUGCACAUUGUAAAAAUAAUCGACACUCUAGUAGAUCAUCAGAAAAGAACUUAUUAAGUAAUGUAUGAAUGUUGUCCAGGAGGAACAUUAACAAAAUAUAUGGAAUGUAGUAAGUUAAAUGAUUAAUAAAUUGGGAUUAUAUUUUAUUAAAUGGUAGAAGCAUUAGAAUAUAUUCAUUCAUUAGGAUUAAGUCAUGAUGAAUUAACAAUUAAUAGUUUUUCUGUUUUUGAUGAUUCUUCUACACCAUAUAUAAAAUUAUCUGAUAUUAGAAGUAUCUAUCAGUUAAUGUAUUCUAAAGAGGCAGAUUUAUAUUAAGAUCCACAUUCUCAUUAUAAUCAACGUAAAAACAAAACUUAACAUCAUUCUAAUAAACCUCAUGAUACAAAUGAAAUUGAAAUCAAAUAUAGAAAUAAAUUUAAUGAUGUUUGGGCUUUAGCUAUUAUUAUUCUCUAGUUAAGAAAUAAAGAAUUACCUUAUUAAAUAUCAGAAAUUGAUUCAUUUGAUCCUCAAAAAUAUUUAAAUAAUAAUCCUUCAGAGAUGAAUUCACUAUUAUUGUAAAUGUUACAAGUUAAUCGUUAAAAUAGAAUUACAUUAAAAUAAUGUUUAGAACAUCCAUAUCUUAUUAAGAUGUAAUAGGUUUAACCUUAAGAUUUCUUACAACCAUUGAAAAAUAUGAUAAAGUCUAAAAAUAUUACUUAUUUUCAUUAAUGUGUGUUUUAAUAUCUUCUUGAAAACUAUGCUAAUGAUCAUUUAAAAGUUUUGACUAAAUUAUUUAUAACAGCUGAUACCAAUAAAGAUGGAACUUUAAGUUUAGAAGAACUGAAAGAAUUAUUUUCAAUUGAAGGAAAGGAUCUAAUUGAUCAAUUAAACCUUUAAAAAGAUCUUACUUUAGAAGAGUUCUUAAUUUUGGCUUCUAAUAAAGAUAUUAUUCUAACUUAAGAUAUUUUAGAAUCUAGUUUUAAGAUUCUAUCAAGAUAAUCAAAUAUAAUUACACCAAAAUCUCUUUAUAAAGUAUUAGAAGUUUAUAAUAAAUAAUAACUUCAAAAAGAUUUUAAAACAUUUAAUUUAAAUGAAAUUGUAAUAAUAUCAUCUAUAUUUAGUUAACCUUAAUUGAGUAUAAAGAGUUCUUAAUUAAUUAUGAAACUCCAACUCCAAUAGUUUGA